Messenger RNA from Rhineura floridana, 4054 nucleotides. RefSeq names its product catenin alpha 1 (gene CTNNA1). The transcript is spliced from 18 exons. NCBI's taxonomy places the organism in Eukaryota, Metazoa, Chordata, Lepidosauria, Squamata, Rhineuridae. Gene Ontology annotation, molecular function: actin filament binding; structural molecule activity; cadherin binding. Gene Ontology annotation, cellular component: actin cytoskeleton; adherens junction; catenin complex. Gene Ontology annotation, biological process: cell-cell adhesion; cell migration. Bases 263 to 2980 code for a protein of 905 amino acids. The record is from RefSeq and is a predicted model, not a curated record.
GGCCUUGGGAGAGCCGGCAAGUGGGCAGAGGGCGGUGCUGGGAAGAGCCAGGAAGGGCUGCAGGGGGAGGUGCCCGGAAGAGACCGCUUCCUCGUCUCCUUCGCAGGCAGACUUUGUGGCUCGGCUCGGGACAGGGCGCGGCGGCGAGAGGCGAAAAGGAAAGACCGGCCACCGGGAGACAAAGCGGCGGGUGCAGCAGCAGCAGCAGCAACAACAGCGGGGCUGGGAAUUCUGUGAGAGCAAAGGAGGAGCCGCCGCAGAAAUGACUGCCAUUAAUGCAGGAAAUGUUAACUUCAAAUGGGAUCCAAAAAGCCUGGAGAUAAGGACACUGGCCGUUGAAAGGUUGUUGGAGCCUCUCGUUACACAGGUUACAACACUGGUUAAUACCAGUAACAAGGGUCCUUCUAACAAAAAAAGAGGUCGAUCCAAAAAGGCACAUGUUCUAGCCGCAUCGGUUGAGCAGGCAACGGAGAACUUCUUGGAGAAAGGGGACAGAAUUGCAAAAGAGAGCCAGUUUCUUAAAGAAGAGCUGGUGGCAGCUGUGGAAGAUGUUCGCAAACAAGGAGAUUUGAUGAAGAGUGCCUCUGGAGAAUUCGCUGAUGACCCAUGUUCUUCCGUGAAGCGGGGAAACAUGGUGAGAGCAGCUCGUGCCCUCCUCUCAGCAGUUACCCGGCUGCUUAUUUUGGCAGACAUGGCGGAUGUAUACAAACUGCUUGUUCAACUUAAAGUGGUAGAAGAAGGCAUCCUGAAAUUAAGAAAUGCUGGUACUGAACAAGAUUUAGGAAUACAAUAUAAAGCUCUUAAGCCAGAAGUGGAUAAGCUUAACAUAAUGGCAGGCAAGAGACAACAGGAAUUAAAAGAUAUCGGUCAUCGUGAUCAGAUGGCUGCAGCCAGAGGAAUUCUUCAGAAAAACAUUCCUAUACUUUACACUGCUUCUCAAGCAUGUCUUCAGCACCCAGAUGUUGCUGCUUACAAAGCCAACAGGGACUUGAUCUACAAACAGUUGCAGCAGGCAGUCACAGGAAUCUCUAACGCAGCACAAGCAACAGCUUCUGAAGAUGCUGUUCAGCAGCAGGGUGGUGGCGGAGAAUUGGCUUAUGCACUUAACAACUUUGAUAAACAAAUUAUUGUGGAUCCUUUAAACUUCAGUGAGGAGCGUUUUAGGCCUUCCCUGGAAGAGCGCCUGGAGAGCAUCAUUAGUGGUGCAGCCCUAAUGGCUGACUCAUCCUGUACACGUGAUGACCGACGGGAACGCAUAGUUGCAGAGUGUAAUGCAGUCCGGCAAGCCUUGCAAGAUCUGCUUUCAGAAUACAUGGGAAAUGCUGGACGCAGAGAAAGAAGUGAUGCUCUAAACUCUGCAAUAGACAAAAUGACAAAGAAGACAAGGGAUUUGCGUAGACAGCUCCGCAAAGCAGUAAUGGACCAUGUUUCAGAUUCCUUUCUGGAAACAAACGUGCCACUUCUAGUUUUGAUUGAAGCUGCCAAGAACGGAAAUGAGAAAGAAGUUAAGGAAUAUGCACAGGUUUUCCGUGAACAUGCCAACAAGCUGAUUGAGGUUGCUAACUUGGCCUGUUCUAUCUCAAAUAAUGAAGAAGGUGUGAAAUUAGUUCACAUGUCGGCAAGCCAGCUUGAAGCCCUCUGUCCUCAGGUAAUAAAUGCAGCAUUGGCAUUGGCUGCCAAGCCACAAAGCAAACUAGCUCAAGAAAACAUGGAGCUGUUUAAAGAACAGUGGGAAAAGCAAGUCCGUGUGCUUACAGAUGCUGUGGAUGACAUCACUUCAAUUGAUGACUUCCUGGCAGUGUCAGAAAAUCAUAUUCUGGAAGAUGUAAACAAAUGUGUCAUUGCUCUCCAAGAAAAAGACGUUGAUGGCUUAGACCGUACUGCUGGUGCGAUUCGUGGUCGUGCAGCUAGAGUAAUCCAUGUUGUCACUUCUGAAAUGGAUAAUUAUGAACCUGGAGUGUAUACAGAAAAGGUUCUGGAGGCAACAAAGCUGCUGUCAAACACAGUUAUGCCACGUUUUACUGAACAAGUAGAAGCUGCUGUUGAAGCACUGAGUUCUGAUCCUGCUCAACCAAUGGAUGAAAAUGAAUUUAUUGAUGCUUCACGAUUGGUAUAUGAUGGAAUUCGUGACAUCAGAAAAGCAGUACUGAUGAUCAGAACUCCUGAAGAAUUGGAUGAUUCAGACUUCGAGACAGAAGAUUUUGAUGUCAGAAGCAGGACAAGUGUUCAGACCGAAGAUGAUCAACUUAUUGCAGGCCAGAGUGCAAGAGCUAUCAUGGCUCAACUCCCUCAAGAGCAAAAAGCAAAAAUUGCUGAACAAGUUGCCAGCUUCCAGGAAGAAAAGAGUAAAUUAGAUGCUGAGGUGUCCAAAUGGGAUGAUAGUGGUAAUGAUAUUAUUGUUCUGGCAAAACAAAUGUGCAUGAUUAUGAUGGAAAUGACAGACUUUACCAGAGGGAAAGGGCCACUGAAAAAUACAUCUGAUGUGAUUAGUGCAGCAAAGAAAAUUGCAGAAGCUGGGUCAAGAAUGGACAAGUUAGGACGGACAAUUGCUGAUCACUGCCCGGAUUCUGCUUGCAAACAGGACCUGUUAGCGUAUCUGCAACGCAUUGCUUUAUACUGCCACCAGCUAAACAUCUGCAGCAAAGUGAAGGCAGAAGUUCAAAACCUUGGAGGAGAACUCGUCGUGUCUGGGGUGGAUAGUGCUAUGUCACUGAUUCAAGCUGCAAAGAACCUGAUGAAUGCUGUGGUACAAACGGUGAAGGCUUCCUAUGUGGCAUCCACAAAGUACCAGAAGUCUCAAGGGAUGGCUUCUUUGAACCUGCCAGCAGUGUCCUGGAAAAUGAAGGCUCCAGAGAAGAAACCACUCGUCAAGCGAGAGAAACAAGAUGAAACGCAGACCAAAAUCAAGCGAGCCUCCCAGAAAAAGCAUGUUAACCCAGUGCAAGCACUCAGUGAAUUCAAAGCAAUGGAGAGCAUUUAGACAAAGGGUUUAUUCUCAAUUUCAUUGCUACAAUCAGAUUUUUUCCAAUAUUCUAUGGAUUAUGUUAAAAAUCAUUUACUUAAUUUUUGAUAAAGUUAGAGUAAAAGGAGGUAAACAGAUAUAUGAAGCAUGUUAAUACAUCUUUAAAUCUGCGAACAUGUUAAUUUUAGUUAGAAAGUGCUGUUUAGAAUUCUCUGGCAUUUCUCUAACUGACUUUUUAAAUAAUAGAUCCUGCUUUAAAUACAUUCUAUAACCAAAGAUGAAUUUACAGUACCAUUAAUCCUUCACAUAGAUGGAUCGUGUCAUUCUCUUGGAAGAAAGGUGAGCUUUCUCAACUUGGAAGUAGAACGGAACGUGUACUUUUAUUAGAGUACAUAAUGCUUUGGGUGGAUAGAGUAAGCUUGGUAAGUUGAAAUAAUCAGUAAAGUGGAGAAUGCUAGUUGCUGCUUAGAACACUAAGACAACUGUAGAAAAUGAUUUUUAAAAAGUAAUAUGCAGUAGCAUUCUUUUCUAAUUUAAGCAGGUUUUGGCUCCUUAUUUUAAACUGAACACAUUGGUAGAUUUGUUCUGAAUUUGCUGAGUUCCAGGUUACUUUUAACGGUGUGCAUGUUAGGGGUAUGUAGCAGGGAGAAAUGAGUUAAGGCCACCCCGGCAUUUCCAGAGUACUUCCCAGUACUCUUGUGAGAGCUUCUGUGGGAGCUUGUAGAAGGCGACACAAAAAAAACUUGGGGUGUAAUGGAAAGUGCAUCACAAAGAACACUUAAUACUACUUCUUGAGACAGUAAGAAUGUUUGAUUACAGAUAACUGAUGUACUUUGCUGCAGGACUCUUGUGCAAGCCGGUGCUGUAAAUGUUGCAUGUUUCCCUCAGCAUUCAAAUGCAAAUCUAUCGUUGAGUUCUUCUAAUAAUUAUUGUGCAUCCUGCCCCAGGCUCUUUCUGCAAAGAGUGUGCAUUCAGCCCGCAGUUCAGGCAUUAUUUGUCAUAGUGGGAGCUUUGUGGUAUAAUUGUGCUUUUUAAAUUUUUUAUGGACUUCUGUUUUUAUACCUUUUCCAAUAAAGUUCAGUAUAAAAAACA